Messenger RNA from Frankliniella occidentalis (western flower thrips), 1005 nucleotides. NCBI's taxonomy places the organism in Eukaryota, Metazoa, Arthropoda, Insecta, Thysanoptera, Thripidae. The record is from the annotation of a RefSeq genome assembly.
AUAAAAUUGUUUUACAUUUAUGAAAUAAAAAAAAUAUUUUUUUUGAAUUCAACAAAAUUUUUUAUAUUAAUCUUUUUAAGAAUCUUUCUAGCACUAUCAUCAUCUAACUUUGUUUCAAUAUGAAUAAGAUUCGAAAUUAACUUUUAUUCUUUUUUGCCUCUGUUAAUUAAUAAAAAAGUUUAUGAAUCUGAGAAAUCAAUAAUGAUAUAUUUUUGGAUUCAAAGAAUUGCUUCAAAUUCUUUUAUUUUUUUUAUAUUAAUUAGAAAAAUUUUGAAAAAUGAUGAGUUGAUUAAUUAUUUAUUAAUAGUAAUAAUAUUUUUAAAAAUAGGUAUAUUUCCAUUUCAACUAUGAAUAUUGAGAAUAGCUGAAAAAUUAUCUUGAUUUAUAAUAGCAUUUAUUCUUACAAUUCAGAAAUUUUUACCAAUAAUUAUAAUUUCAAUACUAUUAUCAAAGAAUAAAAUAAUUAUUAUGAUAAUUUUAAAUUCAAUUGCAGCAUCAUUAAUAGGAUUGAAAUCCUUUUCAAUACGAAAAAUUAUAAUUUUUUCCUCCAUAAACCAUCUUACAAUUAUGUUAUUAUCAUUGUUAAUUUCAAAGAAAACAACAACUAUCUACAUUUUAAUUUAUACUUUUAUAAAUUUUAUUACAUCUAAACUAUUUUAUAAAUUAAACUAUAAUUUUAUUUAUAAUAUUUUUAUUAGAGAAAAGUCGAACUUAACUUCUUCACUGUCUAUAAUUAUAAUUAUCUUUAGGAUAAUAGGAUUACCUCCAUUUUUAGGAUUUGUACCAAAAACAAUAGUCUUCAUUUUUCUAAUUGAAAAGACCCAAUUUAUUUUAAUAACUACUUUUUUAGUUUCGAAUACAAUUAGAAGGUUUUUUUAUCUACGAAUAAUUUUUUCAAAUUUAAUUAUAUCUUAUAAUAAUCAAAAGAUGAAAAAAAGUAUUAAAAAUAAAACUAUUUAUUUAGUCCUUAUUUUACCAUUUAUAAGAAAUUUUUUAAUAAUUUAA